Messenger RNA from Aphis gossypii (cotton aphid), 1894 nucleotides. RefSeq lists its product as uncharacterized. Lineage: Eukaryota; Metazoa; Arthropoda; Insecta; Hemiptera; Aphididae. Bases 468 to 1508 code for a protein of 346 amino acids. The record is from RefSeq and is a predicted model, not a curated record. The transcript is spliced from 2 exons.
UCUUGAUUUUUUUUUUUAAGUUAAAAUUAUAUCUAUAGGUACGUGUUAGUGGAAGAUGAAAUAUUAAGUUAUAAACACAUCCCUCCUACUAAUCGUCAAAUGUCUACCGUAUUGACGUUGAUUCGAUAUUUGCAGUUGACAGACGACAGUUGUUAUUUAUUAUCUAUAGUCUAUAUUAUGAUUAUGUAUAGGUAAGUAGCGUGAAAGCGUUUCCGGCGUAAUACUCGUAAAUAUUGAUUGUCAGGGAACGAGGAUAGAGUGGAGUUGAAUAAGAGGGUUGAAUAAGCUGUUUGCAGUUUGCACAAGCGCAGUCUCUCUAUCUCCGAGUAUUCGUGCGUUUUAACUUUUUAAUAUUACGUUCUUAUCUUUGUUAACGCGCGAUUGUAGUUUAGCUUAAAUUUAAUUUGAUACAAUUUUCAAUAUUUUGUAGUAAUUUUUUCUAUAAUAAUAAUUUAUAAUUUAAUUCUAUGAUGAACAACGGUAAUGAAAAACAAAUUACAUUAAUAGAGUCAACAAUUACACCGACGCAUCUAUCUACAAAACCACCAACUUCGCCAACAAUUAAAGUGCACAAGCCAACGAUAAAAUCGAACAAACAGCAAAUUAUAACAGCGAGGCCAUCAAUUACACCGACUAAACCAGCAAUUAUAUCGACCAAGUCUGAGAUUACACAGACUGAAUUAAUAAUUACGUCGGUCAAGCUAGCAGCUUCCCCGAUCGAAUCAAAAAUUACAUCAAUUGAUUCUAAAAUGACAUCGGCUAGGCCAAGAAUUAAUUCAGUUGAGCUAAAAAUUACGUCAACUAGGCCAAGAAUGAUGUCGAUCGAGUCGAUAAAAACACCGAUCGAUGAAGUAUUAUUCAUUAAGGAUCAUAUUAUUCGGCCGAAUCAACCACUUUUCAAUGUGAAAAAUCCGAAAGGUUGGUUUAAUCAAUUUGAAUUAAAAAUGUUGGCCGCGGACUUACAUGAAGACUUAACAGUGUACUACGAUCUUCAACAAGAAUUGAACAACCACGAUAUUUUAUGUUGUAUUCUAGACGUAUUUCAAAACAUGAGUAUGGUCAACAAGUACAUGUAUUUUAAAAGCUAUUUGCUCAAAAAAAUAUCUGGACAAGAAAGACUUUUGGAAAUCGUAAGUGAUUUAAAAUUGGAAGAUAAAUAUCCAUCUUUUCUUUUAAAUGAAAUGAAACAAUUGACGAAUGAUAAGUUAUUAGAACAUAACUUAAAACGUUUGUGGCUAAAAAAACUACCACCGCAGUUACGAGAUAUAUUAUUAUUAUCUUCCGAUUCUUUGAGUUCUUUAUCGUUGUUGGCGGACAAUAUGAAUGAUCUACUUUUUUUGCCAGAAGUUAAAUCAUCAAAGGAAGCUGUUUACCAGUAUGAAAAUAAACAUGGACCGGUCAACUCCGAUGAUCAUCAAGUAGAAAAUUCUGAAGCUGUCAAUAACAACAUUUCAAUCCGAACAGAGAAAAAGCGGUCUUGUGUAAACAGUUUUUGCAAAUGCAUCUAAGUAUUUAGAGACAUCCAAAAUCGCUGCGGGUAAUUUUGAAUUUUCCAUGUAUAAUUAUAUGAAAACUAUCUAUAAAUCAUUUUUAACUAUAGAGAUAUUUCUUCAGAUAAAGUACAAAAUAUAAAAACGAUAGGUAUCAAUCGUUUGAAAGCAUUGACGUGCAAACUACUUUUGUUAUAUUUUUAAUUUCUUUUAAGAACAAAAUUUAGCAUAUAUAUUAUAUAAAUAUAAUAAUAAAUACAUAUUACAAUAUUCUAAUCAAACUACUAUUUGUUCAAACAACUGAGUUUGUAUUAAAAGUAAAUUAAUUUUUGUGUCUAAAUGCUUUCCAAUUAAUUUGUUUACACACAUACAUUUUUCGUGUUAUAUAAAAUAAAAAAAAAUAA